AGUGCCCUGCUGGGGACAGCCCUGCGGGGGCAGCUCUGCGAGAGGCACCGCCAUGGCCCGGCAGGAGCGGGAGAAGAGCGUGGUGGAGCAGAAGGUAGCUGGCAUCUCCCGGAGGUUCUCCUUCCUGGAUGCCGCCCAGCCCCGAGCGGGCGGCCUGGCCCGCAGCUCCCAUCUCUGGUCAGCCACCCUGGGGAGCAGGGAGCGUUUCCAUACGCUGCAGAAGAUGGACACCAACAAAAGCAUCAACUGGGGCAGGCACAGCCUGGGGAGCUGGGGCAGGACUUCAGGCAGGUUCUCCGUUAGCCCCAGCAGUACCCGGAGGAAGGAGCUGAAAGAAAUCCUCCUGCAGAGCAACAGCCCUGGCAGCACUAUGCGGUUUGCCACUGUUCAGCAGACAUCUAGAAGGAGCGGUCUUCCUUCAGGGCUGCAUCAAGAAGAGAAGCCUGAGCAGAGCCCUGAUCUGCUGCCCCUUGUCCUUGAUCCUCUGGAGCACGCAUGGCUGCUGACAGUGGCCGAGGGUGAUGCAGACAGCAUCAUCAAGCUGCUGGACCUGGAUCCCAGCCUGCUGACCAGGAGAGACUUUGUGACAGGAUUCACCGCUCUCCACUGGCUUGCCAAGCAUGGCCACCAUGAGAGCUUCAUCCAGGUCAUCUCCCAUGCCCAGAAGAAAGGCUAUCCUGUCAACAUGAACAUCCCCACAGCCAGCGGUGGGCUCACCCCUUUGCACCUGGCUGCCUUGCAAGGACACGAGGUGCUCAUCAAGUUGCUGGUGGGAGCUUAUGGGGCAGACACCACCUGCAGGGACCACAAUGGGCGCAAGGCUUGGCAAUACCUGCCGGCAAACACCUCCAGAGACCUGAAGGAGCUGGCAGGGGCCUUGGAGGAGGACUUGGUCCAGCUGCACUCUCACAACACCAACAACAACUGUAAGUCAUCCAGAGAGGCUGGGGCAGGGCAGGACUCUGUGGACUCUGGGGCCAAGGGAAAAGCCGAGCACUCCUGGAGCCUGUCGACCCUCCGAGGCUUUGUUAGACAGGCAUUUGCUUUCUUCCAUGAGCACUGAAGCUCUCCUGGCUCCAUUCACCAGUAAACCCAUGCUGGAUGGCAGCUGGAAAAGCCUGCAGGGAGCUGGGAACUUGGGUGCCCAAAAUCCUGGCCAAGUGAGGGUUAAGCCAUGGCACCAUGGCCACCCUAGGUCUUGUGGUCUUUGAGAGCUGUUCUGGUGUGUGUGUGUAACACCAUGGCCACUGGGAGCAGUAGCUUGGGAGAGCCCUUCCGAAAACUGCAGAGGGGGUUAUGCCCCA
Molecule: messenger RNA, 1304 nt
Organism: Pseudopodoces humilis (Tibetan ground-tit)
Lineage: Eukaryota; Metazoa; Chordata; Aves; Passeriformes; Paridae
Gene: SOWAHD
Product: sosondowah ankyrin repeat domain family member D
Molecular function (GO): protein binding
Source: RefSeq, a predicted model, not a curated record